AUAAUUUAAGUAGAUUGACGUGAUAUAUAAAUAAUUGGGCGUUUUCUAAAAUAAAUAUUGAAGACCUGAUUCUCACAGGUUCUGGUGUUUUUUGGGUUCUUUCAACUCAGAAUAACUAGCAUAUCCAAUCCUGAUGCAAAAAAGUCCCAAAAAUUUGUAUAAAAAUUCUAGUUUCCACUAUGUCACGCACAUCCAAAUGAAAUUUACUUCAAACUAAAACGUGACGUAAUAGAAUGGACAUUUUGGAACAACUUUUUUGAAUGAUAGAAUGGAGAAUGCUAUCGAUUCUGAGUAGAAUGAGCGCAAGAAUGCCCAGAUUUGUAAGAGUCAGCUUUUCAAUAUUUAUUUUAGAAACGGCCAAUUAUCGUGACGACCGGUUUGGCCUAGUGGGUAGUGAUCCUGCCUACGAAGCUGAUGGUCCCGGGUUCAAAUCCUGGUAAGGGCAUUUAUUUGUGUGAUGAGCAUGGAUAUUUGUUCCUGAGUCAUGGGUGUUUUCUAUGUAUUUAAGUAUUUAUAUAUUAUAUUUAUCGUUGCCUAAGUACCCGCAACACAAGCCUUAUUGAGCUUACCGUGGGACUUAGUCAAUUUGUGUAAUAAUGUCCUAUAAUAUUUAUUGAUUAUUGUUUAUUAUUAUUAUCUCUUGGCUGAGCUAGGAAAAUACCGUUAAAAUAUUAAGCGAUUUUACGAAGUAUGAGUACUUUAAAAUUUGGUACAUACUGACAUCAUUCGCUACCUUGCAUUUGAAGUGCCACACACAAGGCUAAAGAUAUCAUUGUAUACUACGAGUAUCAUAAAAGCAAUCAAUUCUUUAGUAACCAUUCUACGAGUACAACAUUAAAAAUUCCAUUAAAGUUAUACGAGUCAUCGACGACUAUGGGUGACUAGUGUCGUUUUAAGUUACCUCUAAGAUCGAUGUGUUUAAUUGCAUAUUGACAAAUGAUAAAUAAAUUGAAGUGAAUUUAUGAUCUCAUGUUGAAAUCUUAUUCGAGUGGCAUGUAAGUCCAAAUGUUCAAAUUCGGAGGAUGGAAAGCAUCGCUAAAUCUCAGUGGCGUUAGUCGCCGUCGGGAGGUGUACGACAAUGGGCCAGACUUGUCAACGGGAGGGGCCUACCGGUCGCAUCGAGAAGAGUUCUUUGGACGCAACAGUACCACUGAACCACCAAAAAAACUGACGCCAUCUAUGGUUAAGCUUCCUCCAAGUAAUGAAACGUUAAAAACAUCAAAAAGUGCCAGCGACUUAAAAGACACUUAUAAUCUACCUCCACAGCUUAGAAAAAGUACACCAGAUGUCUCCACUGAUCCUAGAGGCGGACCUUCAAAUAACAGAGACUCUUCAGUUUUAUAUAAGAACGCCAAAAAGAACAAAAAAGAUGAUAAAAAAGAUAAAGAAAAUAAGAGAGCAGAAAAACAGCGGCUAGCAGAAGAAAAGAAGAAAGCUCAGGAACAAGCGAAGCAGGACAAACUAAGAAUACAAAGAGAUAAAAAGAUAGCUGAACAGCAAGCGAAAGAUGUUAAAGCAAGGAAAAAAGAAAGUAAAAAAGCUUUGCCGCAAGCGAGCGUGGCGAAGUCUUUAGUACCAAAGGAACCUCAGAAGAAUCCUCUAGGAAGGGUGGCGACUAACACUCUAGAAAGUUCUAUUAGUCGCAGCAGCGGACCUCCACCUUACACAGAGCAAACUCCACAAGAGAAACAGCUGAAUAAAAAUGAUUCUACAGGCAAUACCAGCUUUGGCAAGCCGAUAGAAAAUAGUAGUUGGGAUUUGAUAUCGGAGCAUCGGAAUCAGAUGAACAGGAAUCCUGUCGCUGGUGGAUCCAGACAGAAGCAGAUGGUGCUGGAUCUGCAGCUAAGUUUUGAUAAAGCGCAAGCAAAUGAUAGAAAUAAUAGUGAUGUUUGAUCAAUAUUGUAAUAUUAAAGAUUUUUAUAAGUUGU
Cydia pomonella (codling moth) is the source of this 1928-nucleotide messenger RNA. RefSeq lists its product as uncharacterized. NCBI's taxonomy places the organism in Eukaryota, Metazoa, Arthropoda, Insecta, Lepidoptera, Tortricidae. The record is from RefSeq and is a predicted model, not a curated record. The transcript is spliced from 3 exons. Bases 1006 to 1893 code for a protein of 295 amino acids.